AUGUCUCAAAUCAGUUUUUCAGUUGCUCAUAAACGUUACGUAUCUUCUUUAUAUAGACGUGCUUUGAAAACUUCUCUCGAUUGGUGUGUAGAUCGUGAAGCUUGGCGUCGAAAAGCUAUAGAGAUUCGUGCAAGAUUUGAUGCAAAUAAAAACGUUAAUAGUAUUAAACAUUUGAGAGCAUUAUUAGAAGACGCCGAAAACGAACUUGAGAAAUAUCGUCAUCCUGACCCUUAUAGAUAUCCUACAGCUCCCGGAGGAACAAAAUGGGAAAGACACAUUCCACCUACACCACAUGUCACCAUUCAGG
Molecule: messenger RNA, 307 nt
Organism: Racocetra persica
Lineage: Eukaryota; Fungi; Glomeromycota; Glomeromycetes; Diversisporales; Gigasporaceae
Source: the annotation of a GenBank genome assembly